This is a messenger RNA of Klebsormidium nitens, 1136 nucleotides long. The record is from the annotation of a GenBank genome assembly. NCBI's taxonomy places the organism in Eukaryota, Viridiplantae, Streptophyta, Klebsormidiophyceae, Klebsormidiales, Klebsormidiaceae.
AAAGUACUGAGCUCUAAGCCCAAAAUCUGCGCCCAUCUGUGCGCCUAAUUCAGAAAGUCCUAGCAGGGCAGGAGGUCAGCCAUGAUGGCUGCAACAAACGGGGAUACGGAAGAUCUCAAAGCCGACAUCGAGGAGCUCAAGCGCUUGCUCGCGGAAUGCCAGCGGCCGUGAAAUGCUUGCUGGAGAAGGAGCUGCAGGAGAUUGAAAAGGGACCAGAGAAAAAGGACAAGUCUGAUGGAAUCAAGAUAAAGCCCGUCGCAGUGAAGCCUUCGGUGCCGCGGAUAGACUACACAACGCUCUCGACUCUCAGCUGGGACCAGGACUCCGACAAAGUCAAGAUCUACAUCUUCAUCGAGGGUGCGUCGCAGGACCGCGUCAUCGCUGACUUCACACCGACAUCAUUCGACGUCCGGCUGCAGGACGUGGCGGGCAAGCACUUUCGGGCGGCAGUCCACCAACUCCACGGCAAGAUCGACCCUAAGAGAUCUAGUGUGGCGGUGAAACCGAAGCGUAUCACGAUUACGAUGCCCAAGGCGGAGCGGAAGCACUGGCUGGACCUGUACCAUAAAGAGAGCAAGUUCGACAAGAAGGACACCGCUGCUUCGAAGGACAAUCCGAUGGCCGGGAUCAUGGACCUGAUGAAAACGCUGUACGACGAAGGGGAUGACGAGAUGAAGAAGACGAUCGCGAAAACGUGGACGGAGUCGCAAGCGGGAAAGAAGCCGGGUAUUGAUCCGCUGAAAGACAUGGACUACGAUUUUCCCACGUCGUCAGACAAGUUCGACUUGUGACCACCGGCUUGAAGAUACGAGUGAUCACGAACGGUUGAUUGAUAGGAGCGCCUGUCAUCGAGGAAGCUUAAGAUAGGACCUCUCUGUGUGUGGCGUCGCUUUAGUGGCCAAGGAAUGGAUGAAGGGUGCAUAUGUGCAUCAAGCCGCCCCUGUUCACAGGUACAAGCUAGUCCUGUGCUGGCUAGAGCAACAUGGUUUUAAAGAGGCUCGUUUUGAUCAAAUAAUUUGGUGCGAAUGUGCAAGAGCAGAAGAGCCCCACCACUCAGCGCCAGGGUGUUGCAGUGGAUCAUGCAACGUGACCUCACAAAGUGCGUUGUACCCUACAUUGUAUGCAUUGAAGGCUUU